Molecule: messenger RNA, 1725 nt
Organism: Camelina sativa (false flax)
Lineage: Eukaryota; Viridiplantae; Streptophyta; Magnoliopsida; Brassicales; Brassicaceae
Source: RefSeq, a predicted model, not a curated record
UAUAUAUACGCAUGCAGCAUGAGCAUAAUUCUUUAUUAUUGUUUGUUAACAUAUAUAUAUAUAUAUAAAAGGGUGCAAUUAAAUUCCGUUACGACUCUGAAAGUCAUCAAGCUUUCAAUAAUGGCGACCGUUCCCUCCCACUACCUUCGUCUUCCUCAUCUUAUCAACCAAAAAACUCACUACUCUCUUAGCCUCAAACCACACUACGCGUAUUACUUUGCCGGCGAGUUUAUGGCCAGCGAGGCNCCAGCGAGGGCUAUGUCGAAAACCAAAGAGGAGGCUUCUAUUUCUCCAAGGCUCGAGCAGGAAAACUUUGAGCUGACGACGGCGGAGGAUAUUCGCCGGCGGGGCAGAGAAGAAGCUAAAGAAUCCAAGAGUUUGAGAGACACGUGGCGGAAGAUCCAAGGAGAAGAUAAUUGGGCCGGGUUAAUGGAUCCGAUGGACCCCGUUCUUAGAUCCGAGCUGAUCAGGUACGGGGAAAUGGCCCAGGCCUGUUACGACGCCUUCGACUUCGAUCCUUUCUCAAGGUACUGUGGGAGCUGCAGGUUCACGCGCCGUCACCUGUUCGAAUCGCUUGGGAUACUCGAUUCCGGCUACGAGGUGGCGCGUUAUCUCUACGCGACGUCGAACAUUAACCUCCCCAACUUCUUCUCGAAAUCUAGAUGGUCCAAGGUGUGGAGCAAGAACGCCAACUGGAUGGGAUACGUUGCGGUUACCGACGACGAAGAAGCCACGCGCGGCCGAGUCGGACGCCGCGAUAUCGCGAUCGCGUGGAGAGGAACCGUCACGCGGCUCGAGUGGAUAGCGGAUCUCAAGGAUUACCUCAAACCGGUAUCCGGAAACGGAAUCCGAUGCCCCGACCCGGCCGUUAAAGUCGAAUCCGGUUUCCUCGAUCUCUACACUGACAAAGACACGUCGUGCAAGUUCUCGAAAUUCUCGGCGCGCGAGCAGGUUCUGACGGAAGUGAAGCGGCUGGUGGAGAGGUACGGAGACGAGGAAGGAGAAGAUCUGAGCAUCACCGUGACGGGACACAGCCUCGGCGGCGCAUUGGCGGUGCUAAGCGCGUACGACGUGGCGGAGAUGGGUCUGAACAGAACUAGGAAAGGAAAAGUGAUACCGGUGACGGCGUUCACGUACGGAGGACCGCGAGUCGGGAAUAUUCGGUUCAAGGAGAGGAUCGAGAAACUGGGAGUGAAGGUGCUGAGGGUGGUGAACGAGCACGACGUCGUGGCGAAAUCGCCGGGACUGUUUCUGAACGAGCGUGCGCCACACGCGCUAAUGAAAUUGGCGGGAGGAUUGCCGUGGUGUUACUGCCACGUGGGAGAAAAGCUGCCGUUGGAUCAUCAGAACUCGCCGUUCCUGAAGCCAACCGUUGAUCUUUCUACUGCUCAUAACUUGGAAGCUCUCCUCCAUCUCCUUGACGGGUAUCAUGGGAAAGGAAAGAGAUUUGUGUUAUCAAGUGGGAGAGAUCCAGCGUUAGUGAACAAAGCAUCUGAUUUUUUGAAAGACCAUUUCAUGGUCCCUCCCUAUUGGCGCCAAGACGCUAACAAAGGAAUGGUUAAGAACUCUGAUGGCCGUUGGAUUCAACCUGAUCGCAUCCGUGCAGAGGAUCACCACGCUCCUGACAUUCAUCUACUCCUCUCCCAACUCCCUCUUCAUCCAUCAUAGAUUUCUUCUNUUUUUUUUUUUUUUUUUUUUUUUUUUUUUGUAAUUAAUAAUCAGAUU